Molecule: messenger RNA, 1489 nt
Organism: Astrephomene gubernaculifera
Lineage: Eukaryota; Viridiplantae; Chlorophyta; Chlorophyceae; Chlamydomonadales; Astrephomenaceae
Source: the annotation of a GenBank genome assembly
GUUUCUUGCCGUCAGGCACUUGUACAAGUCUCUGCUCUUAACUGACCCUCAACUGACGCCUUGCUUUUGGCGCUACUUUUGCGAUGGACCUAGAUGAGCCCGUCCUGGAGUCUGCGUGUGUUGAGCGAUCUGCAUCCGUCACUGGGCCGACCCGAUCAUUGUCGACCACAGUCGCGGUGACUCCUACCGUCGACGACGAUGCGCAGCAAGCGCAGCCCUACGAUGACGAUGAUGAGGAAGACGGGGCUGCAAGCACGGGGCGACGUUCGGACGAUGAAGACGAGCCCAGUACAGCGGAGCCCACAUCUGGGUUGGAGGUCCCUGUUGAAACGUUGAUGGAACUCAAAGCAACUCCACCUUCCGCCCCUCAGCCCGACGGCGAAAGCGUUGAAGCCAUUGAGGCUGCGGUGGCGAGCCUAACCUUGCAGACGCAAAUGCUUCAGCAACAGUCACGUCGGCAGCAGAGCGUUAGCACGACGAACCAGCAAGCAGCAACACCACCGGAAGCCGACAACGCCGUGAUACCAGCCCAACAACCCAGCCAAGAAGGAGCGGGAGAGCCUGACGCCGAAGCGACCGCCAGCGCCUCCACAUCCUCUGCCUGUGACGAUGAGGGCACCCAAUGGCACACAUACCCCAGACAUUUCUUCAUCCUUAGCUCCGCCGGGAAACCCAUAUACAGCUACAACGGCGACGAGAAGUCUCUAGUGGGCCUUACGGCCCUCAUCUCUGCGCUUGUUUCUGUCGUACAAAGUCAAGGAGAUGCCGUACAACACAUACGCUCGGGCUCCACGCUCAUUGUCUUCAAGCUUCAUGGGCCACUCUAUUUUGUCGCGGCAUCCAGUCUUGGCGAGCCAGCUACAGCGCUACGGAAGCAGCUGGACUUGUUGUACGGGCAGCUGGUGCUCAUCGUUACAAGUGGCAUCGAGCGCAUCAUCCAGCGGAAUCCCUCGUACGACGUGCGAUCCUUACUCGACGGCGUGGGCGGCGUGCUGAGCUCCCUCGUGACGCUGCUGGCCGCCGACGCCUCCUACCUACUGGGAGCGUACAAGCCGCUGCCGGUGCCUGCCGCUGACCGCAUCGUGGUUUCGGAGCUGCUUUCCGAUGCCGUACGGCAAUCCGGAGCCGUGUACGGCCUGCUGAUGGCUGACACCCACUUGGUGUCCUUGUGCCGCGCCAGGCAGCAGCCGCAGCCGCACCCGGAUGACCUGCUGCUGCUAGCCAACUUUGUCAUGUGCAACAACGCCUACAGGCAUGGUCACGGUGAGGCCUUCUCGCCGGUGUGUCUCCCGCACUUCAACUCGGACGCCUUCCUGCACGCCUACAUCCACUACCUGGACGCCUCGUCUGGUCUGUACCUGGUGCUGCUGUCGGGCAGUGCGGAGUCCUUCCACCAGCUCUCAGCGGCGCGCGUGUGGCUGGAGGAGCAGGCGACUGCGCGGGGGCUCAUGCCGCGACUGCGGGCGCUGCGCCCCCCGCAACACCCGGG